UCAAGUGAAUGUAUUAAAUGCAUAGACAAUUAUUACAUCCAACUAGGACAAUGUACACAAAACAAUAAUAAAUGCCUUAUUCAAUAUGGUAACAACUGUCUUUCAUGUAAAGAUGGCAUUCUAUCGGAUGGGUUGUGUUAUACAUAUGACGAAAUCAACUGUGGAUUGUUUACAUAUACAUGCAGAAAGUGUGGAGAUGGGUACUACAAAGAAGAACACUCGUGUGUAUCCAAAGAACAGUAUUCAAAUUGCACGCAUAUUUCUGUUAUUGAAAAGAGUUGUGUUCAUUGUGAAAAUGGGUAUAAUCUUGAAGAUGGAAAAUGCAAUAAAAAAGCUGUACAAAAUGAAUACAAUUUAUAUCUAAAAUAUACUAAUAUGAAUAUCAAAGCAAAUUCAAAUGAAACACACAAUUGUUUUGAAUUAACAGAAAGUGGAUGUCUUCGAUGUUUAGAUGGUUAUUAUUUAGACAAAAUGACAUGUAAAAAAUGUGAAGAACCUUGUGUCAAAUGCUCGAAUCAGACAUAUUGUACUGGUUGUAAUGCAUAUUCAAACAACAAAGAUGGGACAUGUGAAGAGAUCAACUCUCUCAUUGAAGUGUGUGAGGUCAUGAUGUCCACAUACACGGGCUGUGUCAAAUGUGAAGAUGGGUAUUACAAAUCAAUGGAUGGUAAACAGUGUAAUAAAUGUGAUAUAUCUUGUGAGACGUGUAUGAACGAAAAGAUGUGUCUGUCAUGUUCAGAAAACUAUUAUCAAUCCAAUUCACACUCUUUGUGUCUCAACCAAAAUGAAUUAAUUCAUUGUGCAAAUAAAACGAGAAGUGGAUGCACUUUAUGUGAAUUUGGAUAUUUUAUAUAUCAAAAUGAAUGUCAAAAGUGCAAAGAUAAUUGCACCUCUUGUGAUGCAAAUGAAGAGUGCAGUUCGUGUGAGGACAACUACAUAUUACAGAAUGGGGAGUGUCUCAUCUAUUCUUCAUUAGAUAACUGCAUUUCAUCGAGUUAUUCGAAGUGCUCGCAAUGUGCAAAAAAUUACAAAUUAAAUGACGACCAAAAUUUGUGUGUGAAACAAAAUAAGUACUUUUUGUAUAUUGGUAUCCCAGUGAUAAUAGUCUGUAUUGUUAUAAUAAUACUGACUAUUAUUAUACUCACACUUUUUGUUCUUAUUUUUAAGAAAAAGGAAGAAAAGAAAAUGACAAAUAUCUGUGUUUUUAAAAUCAAGAGAUCAAACGUUACAAUGAAGAAAUUAGACAAUGACAUUUUAGUGAACAAAAGUGAUUUAUCUUUCAAUGAAAAUGAUGUCAAAAUUCCAGUUGAACAAUCAACACGAGAAUUGUUGUGUGUGGGGACACAAGGAAAAGGGAACAUGAAGAUACAAAUAACAACUCGUGAAAAUUGUGAUGAAUAUGACAUCAGAACAGAACCAAAAAUAGUCACAAUGAAGAGCGGAUAUGCUUGUGAAUUUGAAAUAUUUAUCACUCCAAAAUGCACAUUGAAAACUCAAGACAAUUUUGUGAUAGUUUCUCUUAACUUACUCACUGGAAUCACUACAAUGACUAACUUCCCAUUUUCUGUUGAAACUGAAGAAUCAACCAAAUUAAAUUACAAGGAACUAAUUGAAGAGAAGGUGCUUGGUGAAGGUUCCUUUGGUAUUGUUUACAAAGGAACUUUUAGAGGGAACGUCGUGGCAAUAAAGAAAAUGAAACAGAGUGGAAAUGAAAGUUUAAAAAGUGGCGAUUUAUCUGAAUUUGAGAAUGAAGUUUCAAUGUUGGACAAAUUCAGGUGUGAGUAUAUAGUCCACUUUUAUGGCGCAGUCUUCAUACCAAAUAAAGUGUGUAUGGUCACUGAAUUUGCACUGUAUGGGUCUUUAGCUGACUUAUUGAAACGAAUGAAGACAGAUGAAGUUUGUUUACAACUCAGACUUAAAAUGAUGAGAGACGCAUCAAAAGGGAUUUUGUAUUUACACUCAAACGGGAUAUUACACAGGGACAUCAAACCAGACAACAUUCUCGUGUUUUCAUUUGAUGUGAAUGAAACAGUGAACGCUAAAUUAACGGACUUUGGAAGUGCAAGAAACGUCAAUCUACUCACUACUAACAUGACAUUCACAAAAGGUAUUGGUACACCCGUGUAUAUGGCGCCUGAAGUUAUGCAACAAGAAAGAUACAAGAAACCGGCUGAUAUCUACUCGUUUGGAAUAACCAUGUUUGAAUGCUUUAGUUGGGAAAAUGCAUAUCCUUCAAACCAAUUUAAAUUUCCUUGGAAAAUAGCGGAGUUUGUAACUGGUGGUAAUAGACUCAAAAGAAAACAAAUUUCAGAGCAAUUAUUUGACAUAAUUGAAAAUGCUGGCAACAGAAUCCAAAAGAUAGAAAGAAAAUUGAAGAAGUUGAUCAAUUACUAUUUAAUUUAA
Entamoeba invadens IP1 is the source of this 2403-nucleotide messenger RNA. RefSeq names its product protein kinase, putative. Gene Ontology annotation, biological process: protein phosphorylation. The annotation marks the transcript as partial. The transcript has a single exon. The record is from RefSeq and is a predicted model, not a curated record. Gene Ontology annotation, molecular function: ATP binding; protein kinase activity. Lineage: Eukaryota; Evosea; Mastigamoebida; Endamoebidae.